This is a messenger RNA of Pestalotiopsis fici W106-1, 1197 nucleotides long. RefSeq lists its product as uncharacterized. Gene Ontology annotation, molecular function: catalytic activity; pyridoxal phosphate binding. The record is from RefSeq and is a predicted model, not a curated record. The coding region runs from base 1 to 1197 and encodes 398 amino acids. The transcript is spliced from 2 exons. Lineage: Eukaryota; Fungi; Ascomycota; Sordariomycetes; Amphisphaeriales; Sporocadaceae. Gene Ontology annotation, biological process: biosynthetic process.
AUGCCUGCUCGUUUACCAAUUUUCGAGGUGGAACAAUGGAUGGACGCGUAUGAAACUACUCCUGGCGUUUUGAAUAUUGCAGAGACAUGUUGUGCAUCAGUAUCUGUCGACGACCUCCGAGCCCUCAGCAAGAAUGUCGAUGCGUCUUCACCGAUUGAUCUGGCACGGAAGAUGACAUACGGGCCGAUCCUGGGUUCACCGGAGCUUCGUCAAAACAUUACAAGCCUCUAUAGACAUGACGACUGUGCUGAACCGCUCUCGACUUCAUCAGUCAUUGUGACGAAUGGUGCAAUUGCGGCAAAUCAUCUGGUGUUCUAUAGUCUUGUUGGCCCAGGUGACCAUGUCAUUUCAGUAUUCCCAACAUACCAGCAGCUUUACUCGGUGCCAGAGAGCCUGGGAGCCGAAGUCUCGCUAUGGGAGUUGAAAGCCGAAAACGGCUUCGUGCCCAAUGUCGCGGAGCUGGAACGAUUCAUCAAGAAGAAUACAUUGAUGAUUGUCAUCAACAACCCAAACAAUCCUACCGGAGCUACGAUACCGACGGAAACACUCAAGGAGAUUGUUGAUGUGGCACGCAAGCACGACAUUAUCCUCUUCGCGGAUGAAGUGUACCGGCCCCUCUACCACGGCGUGGAAGAGGACAAGAUUCCGCCCUCCGUUCUAUCUCUCGGCUGGGAAAAGACAGUCGUGACUUCAUCCAUGUCCAAGGCAUGGGCUCUAGCAGGCAUUCGAGUCGGCUGGAUUGCAUCUCGGGAUGCGUCGAUUAUCGAAAAGGUCGCUAUAGCGCGGGAUUACACCACCAUCAGCGUUUCGCAACUAGACGAUCAGGUGGCCACUUAUGCCCUCGGCGACGAGGUGCGGCCUCAUCUCAUCCAGAGAAACAUGGAGCUGGCCAAGAAGAACCUUGCACUGCUUGACGAGUUUGUGCGCAACCACUCAGACUACGUCUCCUGGGUAAAGCCAAAUGCUGCAACGGUCGCAUUCGUCCAGUUUAGAAAGGCGGGUCAGCCAGUCAAUGAUGAACAGUUUUGCUUGGACUUGCUGAAGCAAACAAAAGUCAUGGUCCUGCCAGGAUGCAAGUGUUUUGGUCACGGCAAUGCUUUCAAAGGUUAUGUUCGGAUCGGGUACGUCUCGGAGACGGAAGUGCUGAGGGAGGCACUAGAGCAACUAAGUGCCUACGUCAAGGAGAACCUCGCAUAA